Messenger RNA from Oncorhynchus kisutch (coho salmon), 1856 nucleotides. RefSeq names its product thioredoxin-interacting protein. Gene Ontology annotation, cellular component: cytoplasm. The transcript is spliced from 6 exons. Bases 267 to 1481 code for a protein of 404 amino acids. Gene Ontology annotation, biological process: protein transport. Gene Ontology annotation, molecular function: ubiquitin protein ligase binding. The record is from RefSeq and is a predicted model, not a curated record. NCBI's taxonomy places the organism in Eukaryota, Metazoa, Chordata, Actinopteri, Salmoniformes, Salmonidae.
GUAUGCGGCUGGCGAGACUGGGUUGGGAUGUCUACUCGCCAUCCAUAUAAAACCAAUGCGGAGACUUGCUGUUUACAGUCAGCUCAGAAUUGUACGGAUGAUGACAAUAAGUAGCUAACAUUGUGACAGUAUAGUGAUUGGAAUGCAAUCAAACUGUUGGACAUUUGUUCAUCAGUGGAAUUCAAUAGACUUAACUAGCUAAUAAUAGCGGUCGGCUAUUUUCCACUUAUAUUUUCUUAACCACGGGACACUGAACAAAUAUUAAAAUGGUCAUCAUUACAAAGAAAUUGAAGACCUUUGAGGUCGUUUUCCAUGAUCCUACUAAGGCUUUCUACUCCAGUGGUGACAAGGUAGCCGGGAAUAUUGUGGUUGAGGUGUCCGAGGUGACCAAGGUGUCAGCUAUGAGAGUGUUUGGAAUUGGAUGCGCAAAAGUGGAGUACGCGAAAGGAAAGCACAGAUGCCGUGAAGACAUUGAAUAUCUGAAAUACGAAGAUACCGUUUAUCUGGACCACCAGCCUAGAGAUUCCAAUGGCUCGGUCACUCUCAGACCAGGGAACAGAUAUGAGUACAUGUUUGGCUUUGAGUUGCCACAUCCUGGGCAACUGGUGUCGUCCUACAAGGGGAAGUUUGGCUGUGUCCAGUAUUAUGUCAGGGCUGUGAUGGAGAGGCCUUCCCAGCCUGCCUUGCAGUGCGAGAAACACUUUGAGGUGGAGGAGCCCUUGGACGUCAACACCCCUGACCUCCUGGCUCCAGCUGCAGGUACGAAGGAGAAGAAGCUCACCUGCAUGUUCAUCCCAGAUGGACAUGUGUCCAUCAGUGCCAAGAUCGACCGCAAGGGCUUCUGCGAGGGCGAGGACAUCUGCAUCAAUGCAAAGUUUGAAAACACCUGCUCACGUAUCGUGGUGCCCAAGGCAGCCAUCAUGGUCAAGCACACCUACCAGGCCAAUGGCAGGACCAAGGUCCUGGGGCAGAAGCUCUCAGUCGUGAGGGGCAACCAUAUCAUCUCGGGCAUGUGUGACAUGUGGCAGAGCAAGACCAUCCGAGUGCCUAGGCUCAAGCCCUCACUCCUGGGGUGCGACAUCAUUCACGUGGACUAUGCCCUCAGGAUCUAUGUCCACAUUCCCGGCAGUGACAAGGUGGUCCUAGAGUUGCCCCUGGUCAUCGGGAACAUCCCCUUCAAUGGCUUUGGCAGCCGCACCAACAGCAUGAGCAGCCAGGCAGAGUCCCUGAACACCCCCUUCAGUAGCUUUGGGUCGCUGUGCCUCCCGUCACAACCCCCCAGCUACAGCAACAUCUCCCGUGACUGCCGUAUCGACUCCGCCCUCACACCUCUGUUGGUCAACUACGAUGCAGAUGAGGAUGAAGGACUGUUCAUGCGCGCCCCCGAGCUUUGGUACCCUCCUCCCCCUGCCUACACCGAGGUUGACGAGGAUCUCAAACAGCAAUGGCCAUGUUCUUCGGGUCUGCUGAACCACGAGUAAGAGUUGCAAUUAAUCCCCGUUGUAGUCUAAGCACAGGUGGUUAGCCUUAGUGAGAUUGGGGAACGGACUGGUGACUGGUUAAAGAGCAGCACAGCUGUGAAGCAGAAAGAGUGUGGGACCCUAGCCCUGAAGACUCUUUCAAGGAACAGAACUGAGAUGUGGACUUGAGAGUCAAGUUGAAGUGAAACUAUUCAGGUUGAAUGAGUAUGGAUUGUAGAUGUUGGUGUCCACUCCACAUUCACUAUCACCAUUGCAGUCUUCAGAAACUGAUCGUUCUACAGUUGAAGUCGGAAGUUUACAUACGCUUAGGUUGGUUUACAUACACAUGCACAAAUGUAUUAUUGACAAACUAGUUUUGGCAAGUCGGUUAGGAUA